Messenger RNA from Drosophila albomicans, 2556 nucleotides. RefSeq names its product cysteine-rich motor neuron 1 protein. The record is from RefSeq and is a predicted model, not a curated record. Lineage: Eukaryota; Metazoa; Arthropoda; Insecta; Diptera; Drosophilidae. The transcript has 3 exons. Bases 676 to 1833 code for a protein of 385 amino acids. Gene Ontology annotation, molecular function: protein binding.
AACUUAAACGCUUUAGUGAGCGAGUGAUAGCCAAAGAGGGCACGACUACGUAUUCGUAACUAUUCCGAACGGUGUCAGUGUUUGAUGUGAAGUGAAGUGAGACACAGGCAGAGAGAUGCCCUAAGUUCAAUAUCGUAACCAACUAAAUGUAAUUCAACAAUUAACAACAACAACAGCAACAAAAGUAGUGAACAUAAAGAAGUGACGUGCAACCGAAAAACGAAACACACAACCGAAAUAAACGUUGAAAGAAGGUGUAAUAAAGUGUGAGGUGCAAAGUGAAUAAACUGCACACAGAGCUCUCUCUGUUUCUCACACCCCCGUCGCCGUUGCCAUCGCCAUCAUCCCGUUCUUCCUUUCCUCCAGCAUGUGAAGUCGGAGGAGCGCAGAAACGAAAGAAACAAUAUUUAUGCUCUGAAUGUUGGAAGAGCUUACAAAAUUUACGUGGCAGAUGAUAUACGACGAAAUUCAAUUGGUUCUGAUUUCGCAAUAAAGGAAUCACAAGCAAAUACAUUUUACUCGUAACUGCGAUCGCAGACACUUUCGCGAAUUUCAGUCGCAAACAAAAAUUCUGCAGCCGCGCCUUGCCUCCAAUCGAAUCGCAUCGCAUCGCAUCGGAUCGUUUCGUCUUGUCAGCCAAGGUCAUAUCGAUUAUAUCAGCUCAAUUUAGACAAAAUGUCGACUCCUAGUUAUAUGGAUAACAAAUUGAAAUUGACUCCCAGUUGGAUGACAUUUGUCCUGCUACUUACUUGGUUCACCUUCCAGCUGAAUAUCGCCAGAGCAACGACACCGUUGGAUUUGGCGCCCAUUCCGCAGCUAUGUGACGGAAUAGUGUGUCCGCCGGAUGCGGAGAUGCAGUGUCCGGAGGACAGCUCGAUACGGGAGCUGCGUGAAAUGAAUGUGGAUCUCAUUGGCACGAAUGCAGUCAGCGGACUCGCAUCUCUGAUGGCCACCACGGAAAGUAGCGCCUUCAACAGCAGCCUCACCGAUGAUGACUAUGCCCAGUGCUGUUUGUCCAAGAAGUGUGUGUGCAAAACAUGCUACAUCCGAGACUGCAACACCGACGAGGGUGAAGUUGUGGUCGAACUGCAGCCAGAGGCCAUGGACACGCCUGGCCAAUGCUGUGGCAACUACGAAUGCCAGCAGGAGCCGAAUUGCACUGAGGUGCGAGAGACAGAAUUCAGUUGGUUACAGAGCUGUCAGCGUUGCAGCUGCAAGUCGGGCACCAAAAUAUGCGAACAGAGCUGCGAUGAGAGUAAUAAUGCCAUCUGCGAGUCAAAGAAUCUGAAUACGUUCUUCAAGAACGGCGAGAGCUGGGUGGAUGGCUGCUAUCACUGCCAGUGCGUCAAGGGCGAGGAGAAGUGCACGAUUUCGUUUUGCGGUUCCCUCAACUGUCCCAGCCAUCGUCAGGUGAUGCUCAAGGACAGCUGUUGUCCCAUCUGCUGGCCCAAGGAUGCGCCAAUGCCCAACUCUGGCAACUAUGACGAAGGCUAUGGCUAUCAGCGUGAACACGAGGAUCCCAAACAACAGCUGGACACGCUGGAUACAACCACAGAACUGCCAACAACAUCAUCAACCACAAUCAGCAGCAGCAUUCCCAACCCCUCGACCAGCACUACCACAAAUGAACUACAAUCCACAUCGCCAUCACCUUGCCAGCAUGACUUUGCCAAUGUGGUUGAGGUUGUGCAUCCCAAAGUCGAUGAUCAUGUUUAUUUCGUGAUCAUCGGAGUGCUUAUAGUAAUUAUCGCAGUGCUCUAUAUAUACAUCAGGCAUCUGCUUGCCAAACAACGUUCCUACAGGCCCGUCUCCAACUUUGACGACAAGGUCUAAAAAGCAAAUGCGAGACGAGAGAUGGAGAGAUUUAGCUAAAAAGAAGAUUCUGAUUCGCAAAGUUGAAGAGAAAGAAUUAGCUAAAAUAUUAACAAACAAAACUUUUAAUAAUUUGACAAUGUUUAGAAAUCUAAAAAAAGAAACCUAGGGUAACCAAACUAGAUAAUAAAUUCUACAAAAACAGAAAAAAGAAUGAAAAGUUAAAGGAAAUUAGCUAAAAAAGAAAAGAUUACAAAAAAACUAAAUUUGAACAUGAAGAAAAGAGAAAAAUAAUAAGAUUAACAGCACAAAAGUCGAAUGUCAACUGAAUCGAAGAAGAAAAAGUGGGUUAAACUUAAUUUCAGGCCUAUCUAUAACAUUAAAUCUUAACGAGAGUAUAAAAAGUUGAGCAGAACUCUAAAAACAUUUGGAAAAUUAAGCAAAGAAAACGUAAAACUUUGUUUUUGAGUAGUUUUCAUCAUUAUUUUGUUUGUUUCGUAUUUUGUGUAGUUUUUUUUUUAUUUUAUUUUAUUUUUAUUUUUUUUGUAUCUAAAAAGAUCUCAUUUUAAUUUCACUUUCACUUCCAAGCAGACAUCCGCAGACGCAAAAGCAAAGUAUUCUUAUGAAAUUACGCGCAAAGAAAAAGUUACUAAUUCUAGCAAAAAACAAAACAAAAAAGAGUUUUAAUGCAAGAAGAAGAGGAGAAAAAGGAGAGAAGUAGGUAUAGGAGUAGGAGAAGAGAAG